CCCAUUUUCCAUUAUCUAUCAUAGACCAUUUUUACAACAUAAAAUAUAAACACAUACGAUCCAAAAGCGAAGUCAAGCAUAAAGAAAAAGAAUGAAGAAGGCGGCAGAAUUCGUGAAGGAUAUAAUAAACAUGUUGGCUGGUCUAGCGAAGGACACGACGAAGGAGCUAAAGAGGAAGACAAGAGCCUUCAAGACCCGUCUUGUAAUAUUCUCUCUACUCCACAACAAUAACAUGGUGGUUAGCUCGUGGUCUCACAAGCUCAAGGCUAAACCAACAUCAAGAAAUCUAGAUGAUGGUAGUAAGGAUAAGAAGAACAUGGUGGUGGUGUAUAGUCACAACCCCAUGUCUAGCACUCCUGCUGCCUCUCCGCAAUAUGUACAAUAUGUGGACGAGGAUGAUGAAGAUGAGAAGUAUCCAGACCUGAGACACUCGCUGUUUGAGGCAGAGGGUUCGGUGAUAGACAUGGUGAAACACUCCAAGGAAAACAAGGGAGAAGAGUUUCGGUUGGAAGAUGAGAUUGACAACGUUGCUGAUCUUUUCAUUACACGGUUCCACCGGCAGAUGUGGUUGCAGAAGCAGCUUUCUCUCGAGAAUAUUCAAGAUACAUCGUCCUGAUUCCAAUCUUGUGAUAUUCAAAAAAAAAAACGCCCCUUCUCUUUUUUUUAGGGGGUGAAGGACGUCACGAUCCUGUUAGAUUGUUUAGCAUAGUGAAACGAAUACGGGACGUAUACUAUACAUGUAUGUUUGUUUGUCAACGUCCCCUCUUUGGUCCUGUUUCUUUGGCCAAUAAAUAAAGUUUUUCUUGUUGUCGUUGUUA
Messenger RNA from Raphanus sativus (radish), 818 nucleotides. RefSeq lists its product as uncharacterized. The coding region runs from base 92 to 616 and encodes 174 amino acids. NCBI's taxonomy places the organism in Eukaryota, Viridiplantae, Streptophyta, Magnoliopsida, Brassicales, Brassicaceae. The transcript has a single exon. The record is from RefSeq and is a predicted model, not a curated record.